AUGAAGGCCCCACAUCUCAUCCAACCCGCGCGUCUGCGCCGGUGGCUGGCGAAUCGACAAUUGAGCUUUGAGGGGGGGUUUAACGGGCGAACGAAUAAAUUGGUGGAUUCUUGUUAUGCCCACUGGGUGGGGGGGUCGUUCGCACUUUUGCGCGCCGCCGAGAGCUACGCCAAACUUCUUCAUCUCUCUCAGGGUGAGCUCGCCGCGGGGAGUGCGCGGCCGCGGCGUUCGCCCUCCUGUCCACAUAAAAAUUCAAACACAAAACUUGACAUGGAAGAGGAUCAUCCCCCUUUGUCCUGCCUACGCGCGCGGGAAAUACUUCUUUUGGAUUAUGUUCAAUUGGUCGACGUGAACGGAAUUUCCUGUCAGAGCGAAACAGCGUGGGGGACUGCGGAGGAAAUUUAUCAGACCCAACAAACCACCCUUGAACAAUUUCUCUCAGCCAACGACGAGGCUCUGCUGGAGGGUCGGGCCCAUGAAGCAUGGCGGCAAAAAAUUGCGCGGAACUUUGAAAAUUCAAACCAAGACAACGAACCCUCUCCGGAAGUCCAUCCCACCCACCCCGACGAGGGUGAUUUUCUCUUCAACCAAACCAAACUUCAGGAGUAUAUUUUGCGAUGUUGUCAGGACGAAAAAGUGGGCGGGCUGAUGGAUAAACCGGGCCACGCGCACGACGCCUAUCACACCUGCUAUGCCUUGGCCGGCCUGAGUAUUGCGCAAAAUCUGCAAUAUCUCGCUCACGCGAAAUCCACCACGCCCUACGUGAUGAAGGCCUUUCAAAAAGGAUACAUUCCGGGAAAGAUCCCAGAUGAAAAAGACGAGAAGGCUUUAUCGAAUGGGGUGGAAAUAAAAAGAAAAAGAAGUUAUGGCGUGGUGGUCAAUAAGGCGGGCGGGGGCCUACUGCGUUCGAGCAACCCGAUAUUUAAUAUGCACCAAAGUCGGGUUCGCUCCGCGCUAAAGACGUGGGGGAUGCGGAAUUUUAUUUAA
Molecule: messenger RNA, 987 nt
Organism: Phytomonas sp. Hart1
Lineage: Eukaryota; Euglenozoa; Kinetoplastea; Trypanosomatida; Trypanosomatidae
Source: the annotation of a GenBank genome assembly